AUGCAUCGGGAUGAGGACCUCGGCCGCCGUGAUGACAUCUACUCGCUGCUGUUCAUGUUCAUCGAGCUGCACUCGGGGCUACCGUGGCAGGAGGACAAAAACAAGGACGACAUCUCGUCGAAGAAGCUCUACUUCGAGGAGCACCCCGCCGAGCUCGCCAAGAUUUUGCCAGCCGAACUGGACGGCAACUUCCCAGCCCUGCGCCUGUUGACCUUCUACUCGCGCCCAAACUACCGUACCGUCUACGAGGGACUGCUCGCCAUCAUGAAGAGAUGCCGCGUGAAGAUGACGGAUCGCUACGACUUCGAGACGGAGAGCGAGCACGCCGCUUGGGUCUCCGCCGAAGGCUUGAAGGGCAACUUGCGCGAGGUGAUGCAGGGCCUGGCCCGCCUCGAUUCCACCGUCGUCGACAUCGAUACCAAGGUCGCUCAGCUCUCGCUUUCGUCCCAGAAAGUCUUCACCGCGCAAAAGUGGACGUCGGAUCUACUGAAGGUCGAGACGCGCACCCUCGAGGAUGAUAGCGGCAGGCGGGCGACGCGCGGACCUGAGCCGGAAGCCCCAAAGACAUACCAGCCAAUCAAUCUGGGACGCGGGUUCGCCUCCGUCGGUGCGGCGAACCACCCCCUUGGCUGCUGCUGCGGGCAGUGCGGCCUCAUGGCGUCGCAGGCGCAUUCAGCCGCUCAAGCCUCGACUCAACAAGCCCGCAAGAAAGUCGCCGCUGCCCUGCGCGACGUCGACGCCAUUCGUGCCGUCCUCCUCCGCCUGGACGACAAGUUAUCGAGUACCUCGGCGGAACUGACCUACGCCGACGCCCUGCGCGAAUUUGAACUGGCGACGUUUACGGAGAACUAUCCCCUGGAAGUGGCGCGAGUCGUGCCAUCUGGCAGCGAGCGGCUGAACGACGAGAACCCGGCGCUCGACGAGGACCACUUCAUCGAGUACGACCCGACGGCCAACAGCAGCACCAUGGUGAUUAGGAAAUCU
This is a messenger RNA of Mesorhabditis spiculigera, 984 nucleotides long. The record is from the annotation of a GenBank genome assembly. Lineage: Eukaryota; Metazoa; Nematoda; Chromadorea; Rhabditida; Rhabditidae.